Molecule: messenger RNA, 2335 nt
Organism: Strongylocentrotus purpuratus (purple sea urchin)
Lineage: Eukaryota; Metazoa; Echinodermata; Echinoidea; Camarodonta; Strongylocentrotidae
Gene: kansl2
Product: KAT8 regulatory NSL complex subunit 2
Exons: 8
Coding region: 216-2138 (640 amino acids)
Cellular component (GO): NSL complex
Source: RefSeq, a predicted model, not a curated record
UAUAUAAUGCGGGUGCCGGUGCCGCUGAAGCAUGUAGCUAGCUCUGGUAUCGUGUAUACGCACGUUUGUACGUACCUAGACGAACUGGUAGUAGUUGUACUCUGCAUGCAUGAUAUGCAGCAGUGAAGUGUCGCCGCGCCGGUGCUUUACCUGAUUUAUUUGUACGAAUUAGGAACUGGGACAACCGGUACGGUCACAUAAACGUUGUAAUAAAUAUGUAUCGUUCUAAAGGUGGUCAUUCGAGCCGCAAGGCAGGCAGAUCCGAGAGCCUGUUUUGCAACUACCCUCACCGCAUCUGCAUGCAAGACCGCUAUGAGGGAUACGAAUACUGUAUGAACCACAUUCUAGAAGACAAGUCUUCUUCAUUUAAGCAGUGCAACUUUGUAUCUACCAAGACUGGACAGAAAUGCCAUAAGCCUGCCCCAAAGGCUGAUCGCAAAGAGGGGUAUUGCCCAGCCCAUGCUAGGAAGGCAUCGCAGAUGAGACAUAAGGCCGCCUUGAAAGCCAAACCCACCGAUGUUGUCAAAGAUACUCUAGAUGAAUUAGACUAUUACCGACCAGCUUCCAUCAAAUCUGUUCCAGAGGUUCCUUCUUCUCUUGCAACCAAGAUCUUAGAUUAUGGGAGUGAGAGUGAAAGUGAAGGUGAUCCUUUGAUGUUGGAGCAAGGAUGGAGAGGAACUACAGACAGUGAUGCAGAAAGUGUAGACAGUGAACAGGAAGAUGCUCUCAAGUAUGCCGGAGUGUAUACUGCAGAGGAAGCUGCUCUCAUUACAAGGGAUAAGUUGAUCCGUCUGCAGUCAUUAUACAUCAAUCAGUUCAAGAAAUUACAGCAUGUCAUGAAAGAGAAGAGGCGAAGUUACCUGGUAGCUCUCAGACAAGAGAGGGAAGCAUUCGGGAUUGACUUUGGAGUGAUAACAGACCCCAAGCAAAAGCGAAAGUUCCGCGAGUACCAGGCAGCAAGAGGGUUCCGAAGAAGGAGAGGUAAAGAAGCUUUGCUAUACCAGAAGUCCAAGCAGAGGCGUAUCCAGGCCACAGCAGACUACCAAGGCAGACGGAAUGUACCUCUCAUGCUCCAGUGUUGUCACAAGUCAUGUGAGGGAGAGCAGUGCAGCAAGUUCAGCUUGCCUCUGGCAAAGUUCUGCAAGGAUCAUAUUCUCAUGGACCCCAAACAAGUCCUGUACUCUGAGUGCUCAAAAGGAGGUAAAGUUUGUGACAAGCCUGCGUCCCCCAUGUCACAAGAUGAAAGCUGUCUGUUGCAUAUGGGUUUACCACAACACAAACCUUUUAAACCCUAUGAACCUGAACCUCCUCCACCUCCUCCCCAGCCCAAACCCUCUCCCCCACCAACCAUCAUACCCAUCCCAGAAGCAAUGCUCCCACCAGCACCCAUCCUCCCAUCCCAGUUGGACUCACAAAUAGACCAGCUCCUGCAGUUUCAGCCACACUUCCUGGAGCAACAGCUUCAGCAGCAUGUCUAUGAUGCCUCGCAGUAUAUGGGUUCUUUCGCUCCACCUGAUGUUGAUGUGGUCUCUCAGAGGGAAGCUUCCAUGGAUACCAGUGCCUCACCAGCCAAGCGAGGGAAGAACAUUGAAGAUGAAUUAGAUGAUGAUACAAACACCCCUGGGGAAAUCCAUGGCAACCCCAGUGAAGAACAUUCUAAUGCCAAGCCUGAUGCACAAACAGAUGUUCAUGUAGAUGUUGAGACAGAUUCAGAUGUGCUGCCUCCUGUGUUAGAGCCUCAGCAAAAACCCAACUGUGACAAGCCUGCAGCCCAACAGUCUAAUCAUGUAGAAUCUCCAACAUUUCCCAAAGCUGAGGAUGUGAAAGAUGCUAUGAAUACACAACCAAUAGUAGAAACUGUUGAUCAGCAAUCCCCAGUAAAAGAUGAAGGAAGUGAAAAAUCAUCACUUGGUGGGGUUGCUGAUACAAUGGCCUUCCCAGAAGGAGAAACCCAACCAGCCUAUGAGUUGGAUGCUUCAAGCAUGGUACAGUCGGGGACCAGUGCUAACCUCUCUGCUGAUGAGAAGAUGGAUGAGGAGACUGCUCUCACAGUUCACCGAGCUACAGGAGACCAUAAUUACAACCAGCAACCUUUUGACAUGUCAGAGUCUGCUGACCCUAUCAUUGAUGUCACAUGAUCAUGACAAAAUGAUCCAAAGACUAUUACGGUAGUCUAUAAACAUGUUUAUAUAUCUCUUUCAUGAUAGCUCAAUCAAGAAAAUUUGUCAUGCCUGUAAACAUGUAUGUAUCUUGCAUAGCCAAUGAACUGAGUAGAUUUGGGGGUCAUGAGGUCCAAGGUCAUGGGGCUCAUUAUGGAUGCAAAAGUAGCUUGUGA